Molecule: messenger RNA, 1434 nt
Organism: Esox lucius (northern pike)
Lineage: Eukaryota; Metazoa; Chordata; Actinopteri; Esociformes; Esocidae
Exons: 9
Coding region: 64-1242 (392 amino acids)
Biological process (GO): phosphocreatine biosynthetic process
Molecular function (GO): creatine kinase activity
Source: RefSeq, a predicted model, not a curated record
CAGUACUGAAGCCACAAUCAUAAGAGCCCGCCUAGUGCCAAAGCAGACUUUGAUCUCAUCAAGAUGUGGAAGAUUAAACCCCCCAUCACAUACCCUUUGGAAGCAAAGUACAGGCCCUAUCUUGAGUCGUUGGUCCCUACAGACCCUAUUUCCCUGUUCAACCUGAAACGGGGUUCCCCCGAAGAGGAGUUCCCUAACCUGAAAUACAACUACACGUGCAUGGCGAGCAUCCUGACUCUAAAACUGUACGCUCGCCAGUUCAACCGGGCCACUCAGAGUGGGGUCAUCUUUGAUGAUAUUAUACGUCCGGGCCUUGAGGAACCAGGAGAGUUUAAUGGACCUAUGACUGUGGGCUGUGCAGCUGGCGAUGCCCAGUCUUAUAUCCUCUUCUGUGAUUUCUUUGAUCGGGUCAUUGAGGCCUACCAUAACCACAAGAUGAGCAAGUUGCAAGAGAGCGACUUUAAUUACGACAACUUGAAGGGAGGUGAUGACUUUGACCAAGAUUAUGCCUUGAGCUGCGAGGUGAGCGCUCUGCGAGCUGUGGAUGACUUCUGCUUCCCCACACACUGCAGCCGGGGAGAGCGUAGAGAGCUCCUCACACUGGCCAAAAAAGCAUUCGACCAAUUGGCAGAGACGUUACCAGGGAAGCUGUACUCAGUGGCUGAAAUCUCACAGCACCCAGAAGACAAGGGAGUGACUGUUAUACCUUCCCCUUUCCAGUUGAGGACUGGAGUGGCCCGUGACUGGCCUGACUCCAGAGCUGUGUGGUUUAGUAAAGACAGGACCCUGGUGGUAUGGAUCAACAUUAAUGACCACCUAAAAUUGGUGACCACUCGAGAUGAUGCGAACAUCGCAAAGGCCUUCCAAUGUAUCUGUGUCAACCUCCAAAAGUUGGAGGCGCUGUACAAGAAGAUGAGGCACCCUUUCAUCUGGAAGCCGCAGCUGGGCUGGGUGGUGAGCUCUCCAGCAGAUGUGGGGACUGGUCUGAGGGCUAGAGUCCGAGUCAAGUUGCCGGAGCUCUCCAGACACAAAAGACUGAAAGACAUACUCAGAAGACUGCGCCUCUGCAUGGACAACACUGACUGCAGCGGGGUGUACAAUGUCAGUAAUGCCCAAACCAUCGGCUUGGAUGAAGUGGGGUUCAUGCAGCUAGUGGUGGAUGGGGUCCAGCUACUCAUUCGCAUGGAGAAGAGGUUACAGAAUGAAGAAAACAUAGAUGAUUUGGUGCCUUUACAGAAGUAGCACUGAUUAAUAUGGGGGAAGAUUAAUCCCUUAAGUCCCAAGCAAAACAAACCAUAUCUUAGUGGUAACGAAAUGCCAUUAUACUGUAGAGGGCUUACGCAAUAUGACUUGUUACAUGUUUUUUUUCUUCUAAAAGCUAAUUGUUGUGUUACUACUUGAAUGAAUAUAUGGAUUGUACUCAAAAUUGACAAA